Molecule: messenger RNA, 426 nt
Organism: Colletotrichum costaricense
Lineage: Eukaryota; Fungi; Ascomycota; Sordariomycetes; Glomerellales; Glomerellaceae
Exons: 2
Coding region: 1-426 (141 amino acids)
Biological process (GO): positive regulation of transcription by RNA polymerase II
Cellular component (GO): nucleus
Molecular function (GO): DNA-binding transcription factor activity, RNA polymerase II-specific; zinc ion binding; transcription cis-regulatory region binding
Source: RefSeq, a predicted model, not a curated record
AUGGGUCGCUCUAGGGGAGGAUGCUCCAAUUGUAAGAGGCGGAAACGGAAAUGCGACGAGACGCGUCCAGAUUGCCGAGCAUGCCAAAGGCGUGGCAUCCAGUGCGAGGGCUAUAACACCACACUCAAGUGGACCAACGGAAUAGCCUCGCGGGGUCGAUUUGCUGGGGCCGCAAUCCCUGACCUUGCUGCGAACAAAGCGAGCGCCAACUCAACUACUUUUGAUAGCUAUCUGCCGAACGCUGAAGAUCCACUACACCACACUGGAUCAUCCUCAGCAUCUCCCGGGGCCGAUACACCGAAGCUGUCCGGGGCCGCUCAAGAAUCAGAUACACCGGGGUCACACUCUGAAAUCUCAUAUUUGGCACCAUCGCCCGGCGGCACCAAUGACCCGAAACGGCAGCUUUUCCAGAAAUCCUUUAUGUAG